Aureococcus anophagefferens is the source of this 1249-nucleotide messenger RNA. RefSeq lists its product as hypothetical. The transcript has a single exon. The record is from RefSeq and is a predicted model, not a curated record. The coding region runs from base 73 to 1230 and encodes 385 amino acids. Lineage: Eukaryota; Pelagophyceae; Pelagomonadales; Pelagomonadaceae.
CUCGUCCACGGCCUGGCACGACGUCGUCGCGCAGCGUCCAGCGCUCCAACCGACGCAGAAACUCCUAAGACAAUGUCGUCGGCGCGCACGGGCUGCGUCGUGCUCGCCGGCGGGCGGGGCGCCCUCGCCGGCGCGCGCCAGGAGCGCGUCGUCGGCUGCGCCCGGAAGCCCUGCGGCGGCCAGGAGUCGCCCGGCUUCGAGGGCGACAUGGCGGCCUUCGUCGAGGCGAACCCCGCGGCGAGGUACCAGUGCGAGAACCGGGUGAAGAAGUGCGUCGAGUGCGGCAAGGUCUGCGCCGUGUCCAUCGCCGCGUGCAACGGCUGCGGCGCGCCGCUGACGAACGUCGCCGAGUCGACGACGCACAACGUCUUCUCCGGGUUCUGCUUCGGCGUCGCCAAGGGGCCCUUCCCCUUCAAGCUGAGCCUGCGCUACGAGUCGGAGGACUGCCUCGUCUUCGACGACCCCCUCUGCAUCACGCCGUGCCACGUCUGCGCGAUCCCCACGGAUCGCUACGUGCCGACGGCGACGAGCCUCUUCCGCGCGCCGGCGGCCGGCGCGGCGAUCCUGCGGCGCCUCGAGGACCGGGCCUGGGCCGCCGUCGAGACCCAGUUCCUGGCCGACGAGCCGUGGGUCGCGAAGAUCUACGGGCGGCAGAAGCCCGCGCCCGGCGCGCUGCGGACCGCGGCGAUCGCGGGCUUCAACGUGCCGCCGUCCCAGUUCCAGCUCCACCUCCAGUACAUGGUGCCGCCGCUGCUGCCCCAGCAGCUCCAGAUGUACCGCGCGGGGAACCACUACACGAAGGAGCGCUUCUUCCCUCUGGCGUACGUGCUCGACGCGCUCGACGCGCUCGCGGCCAAGGGCGAGGCCUUUGAGGAUGCCGACGGCUUCGACGGGCCCACGCUCAUCGAGCGCGUCGCGGCGGCGACGGGCGUCGACUACGACGCCGCGUGGACCGCCGCGUACGGCGCGGUCCAGGAGAGCCAGGACGCGCUCGCGUCCUGGGACCCGACGGACUUCCGCUACGUCGUCGGCGACGCGUCGGGCGCCGUCGACUCGACGAUCUCCGAGAGCGGCGUCGUCGCCGACUUCAAGCUGACCGAGGGCGUCGAGCGGCCCCACGCGGGCGACCUGUCGCUCCGCGACAAGAUGGCCCUCGCGAACUACGACCGGGACGGCGUCUACUCGCGCUUCCCGAAGGCCGCGCCCCUGCCGACCAUCGUCGACCCCUAGGCGGUAAGGCGCGUGUUAU